Messenger RNA from Choloepus didactylus (southern two-toed sloth), 2914 nucleotides. RefSeq names its product Kruppel like factor 10 (gene KLF10). The transcript has 4 exons. NCBI's taxonomy places the organism in Eukaryota, Metazoa, Chordata, Mammalia, Pilosa, Megalonychidae. Bases 110 to 1549 code for a protein of 479 amino acids. Gene Ontology annotation, biological process: regulation of transcription by RNA polymerase II. Gene Ontology annotation, molecular function: RNA polymerase II cis-regulatory region sequence-specific DNA binding; DNA-binding transcription factor activity, RNA polymerase II-specific. The record is from RefSeq and is a predicted model, not a curated record.
UGAAUGGGGAGGGGGCAGACGGCGCGGAGCGCGGCGGCGGCGGGAGCGACGUCGAGUGUCUCCGCGCGCCAAUCUGUGGCUAGGUAGCCAAGCAGCCAGGCAGCCAACCAUGCUCAACUUCGGCUCUUCUCUCCAGCAGGCUGCGGAGGAAAGAAUGGAAAUGAUUAUGGAAAGGUCAAAAGAGAGUGUUUAUUCCUGGAAUAAAACUGCAGAAAAAAGUGAUUUUGAAGCUGUGGAAGCACUUAUGUCAAUGAGCUGCAGUUGGAAAUCUGAUUUUAAGAAAUACAUUGAAAACAGACCUGUUACACCAGUGUCUGAUAUGUCGGAGGAAGAGAAUCUGCUUCCUGGUACACCUGAUUUUCAUACAAUCCCAGCAUUUUGUUUGACUCCACCUUACAGUCCCUCUGACUUUGAACCCUCUCAAGUGUCAAAUCUGAUGGCACCAGCGCCAUCUACUGGACACUUCAAAUCAUUUUUAGAAACUUCCAAGCCUCACAUUGCUCCUUUCAAGGAGGAAGAUAAGAGCCCCAUACCUGCCCCCAGACUCCCCAAGGCUCAGGCAACAAGUGUGAUUCGUCACACAGCUGAUGCCCAACUGUGUAACCACCGAUCCUGCCCAGUGAAAGCAGCCAGCAACCUCAACUAUCAGGACAAUUCUUUCCGCAGAAGAACCCACCUAAAUGUUGAGGCUUCAAGAAAAAACAUACCAUGUGCUGCUGUGUCACCAAACAGAUCCAAAUGUGAGAGCAGCGCUGUGGCAGAUGUUGAUGACAAAGCAGGUGCUGCACUUUAUGACUUUGCUGUGUCUUCUUCAGAGUCAGUCAUCUGUAGGUCUCAGCCAGCUCCCAUGUCUCCACAACAAAAGCCGAUGUUGGUCUCUCCACCUGCAGUGUCAACAGGGGGAGUGCCGCCUGUGCCGGUCAUCUGCCAGAUGGUUCCCCUCCCUGCAAACAACCCUGUUGUGACAACAGUCCUUCCCAGCACUCCACCUGCUCAGCCCCCGGCCGUCUGCCCUCCUGUUGUGUUCAUGGGCGCUCAGGUGCCCAAAGGCGCAGUCAUGUUUGUCGUACCCCAGCCCGUUGUCCAGAAUCCCAAGCCUCCAGCAGUGAGCCCGAAUGGCACCAGACUAUCUCCCAUUGCCCCUGCUCCAGGGUUUUCCCCUUCUACGGCCAAAGUCACUCCUCAGAUCGAUUCAUCGAGGAUAAGAAGUCAUAUCUGUAGCCACCCAGGAUGUGGCAAGACGUACUUUAAAAGUUCUCAUCUGAAGGCUCACACGAGAACACACACAGGAGAAAAGCCUUUUAGCUGCAGCUGGAAAGGUUGUGAAAGGCGGUUUGCCCGUUCUGAUGAACUGUCCAGACACCGGCGAACCCACACGGGUGAGAAGAAAUUUGCCUGUCCCAUGUGUGAGCGGCGGUUCAUGAGGAGUGACCACUUGACCAAGCAUGCCCGGCGCCAUCUGUCAGCCAAGAAGCUACCAAACUGGCAAAUGGAAGUGAGCAAGUUAAACGACAUCACCCUGCCUCCAGCCCCUGCCCCCACACAGUGAUGGAUCAGAAGGUGAAGAGGCACAACCAACUCUGGUCACAGCCAGAAGCCAGUGGUGAUAUAAAAAUGCCUCCACUGCAGGUCCGUGGCCCUCCAGUGCGGGCUGAAAACAGCAGCCCCACAGCCUUGGGUGAAGGCCCAGCCUGGGUUAGAUGACAAGAUGUGCUGUGGCCACAGGCAGGUCACAGAAAGGCAGAUUUCAUUUCUUAUCACAUAAGAGAGAUGAGAAAGCUUUUAUUCUUUUGAAUAUUUUUUGAAGGUUUCAGAUGAGGUCAACACAGGUAGCACAGAUUUUGAAUUUCUGUGCUUACUUUGUUACUUUUCUUUUGCUGUAUAUACUUGAGACCAACUUUUCAAUGUGAUUCUUUUAAAGCACUGGUUUCAAGAGUAUAGAGACUGGGAAUAAACAUUACGGUACAGAGAUGGAGAUGUUAAAUUGGUUUGUAUUACUACAGAUACUGUUUUCUUUUACUAGAGUUAUCUUGUUUACUAUUCCAAGUCUUUCCAGUCAACUUCAUGGAUAUAGUUGCUAAGUACAUCUAGAACUAGCGUUUUUACACUAUUGCUGAUAUUUUGAAUUGAGCGGCUACUGUAUAUAUAGCUAGAGGGCCCCCAUAGUUGGAAUCCUCAUUAAUUUAAUUGCUUUGAAGUGUAGCUACAAUUUUUUUUUUUUUGCAUUUUUGUUUUGAAAAUUUAACAAAUAACUAUAUCUAGGCAUUUUAUUGUGCUUUGAACUUUAGUUUGCCUGCAGUUGCCUGGGUAGAUUUGAAAAUUGUAUACCAAUGUGUUUUCCUAGACUUAAGAUACACCGCACUUUGUUUAGAAAAAAAAUCUGAAGAUGAAAAUAUAUAUUGUAAAGAAGGAAUAUCAAGAAUGUUAGAGAACUCUUUGAAAAAGAUGGCUUAUGUCAUUAGUAAAGUGUCCUUAUGUUAUGAGGAUAGAAUGCGUGCUUUAUUGAAUUGGAAAAUUAGUGAUCAUUAUUCAUAAGUGGACAAAUAUGUCCUGUUAAUUUAUAGGAGUUUUUUGGGGGAUGUGGAAUUAGGUGAGUAGAAAAUUAUUAGGACACUUUUGUUUACAGUGUAUCUGUUAUAUUCUGUUGUAUGGUGGGUUGAUAUACACAGUGGUAAAACAAAAGUAAAUUGUUUAAAAUAUAGUGAAAAAUGUUACCAUGUCUUCCCAUUUAACUUCUUUUUGGUAUAUUGGGUUUAGAUUUUCUGACAUCAGAACCUGGACUUUGAAAAACAAAGAAGUUUCCUCAUUUUCUCUUAAUUAAAAAAAAAAAAAUCCUUGUGACUCUUAAAAUUUGCACAAUAUUUCUUUUGUUGUACUUUAUAUCUUGUUUACAAUAAAGCAUUUCUUUAGUAUA